Molecule: messenger RNA, 2073 nt
Organism: Parnassius apollo (apollo)
Lineage: Eukaryota; Metazoa; Arthropoda; Insecta; Lepidoptera; Papilionidae
Source: the annotation of a GenBank genome assembly
AUGAAACCAGAUAACAAGAAGAAAGAAAAGAAACAAAAAGUAAAGAAGAAACCUAUAUUAAAGAAUAAGAAAGAACAUGUAGUUGUAGUAGCCCAAGAAUUUAAAUUUGCGAGAUUACUUUCUGGCAAUGAGAAAAAAACGCGCGAUCGUGUAUUAAAAGCUUUGAAAAAGUGGCUCUUAAAUUGUUUUGAGAAAGGAUAUGAAUUUAAGGAAGACGACUUUACCCGUGUUUGGAAAGGCUUGUUUUAUGCUAUGUGGAUGUCUGACAAACCUUUGAUACAGGAAGAAUUAUGUGAAAACAUAGCAGGGAUUUUGGACAUAUUUCCCCUGGAACAGAUCAAGAAUGCUGUUCUUAUGACCAAAGCUGGGCUCAAAGUCUUAGCCACAGAAUGGUAUGGAAUUGAUCAACAUAGGAUGGAUAAGUUUAUGAUGUUGGUGCGCCGCUACUUACGCGGCGGCUUGCGGUGUCUGUUACGCUGCAACUGGAGCCUGGAGAGCUGCAAAAUUUACACUAAAAUGUUGACAGCAAGUGAUGGCAUAUUGGCACUCAAAACACCAUCAUACGCUCGCAACGCGAUGUCCUUGAUACUUCAUUUCAUUGACUGUUUCCUUGAAGAGUUAGCUAAGGUAUCUCAAGGUAAAAUCCCUGAUGAGAGUAUAGUCUGUCUUUUGCAUCCGUUCUGCGCUCUGGUAUGCGGGGGCGAAGCCUUAACCCUAUGUGUAGCUGCACGUAGGCUCCUCACCGCGUUAUUGCGUCAAAGUGAACUUGGAUUGCAGUAUUCCGACGCUGAGCGCGCUUGGCAGAGGAUGGGCUGCCCACCUGGAGGUCCAGAGGCGUUGGAAUUAGAAAUUGAGGAAGGUGACGACCAAAAUGAAAUUGAAGAUGGCGAUUCUGAAACUGUUACAGCAUUAGACCCUCGAGCGGGUCGAGUGGACGUAGUGUUGCCAUUACUGCCAGUGCCAGCCGCCCUGUUGGCGGAAGACAUGCGUCAGCUCAUGGAAAGCACUUCUUGUGCUUCGAGAGCUUACAAACGGGCCAAGAUCUGUCUCGAACGUUUUGAACAACUCAGCAAGAAUGUCUACCCAUUACGUGUUAAGGACACGGACUUCUUAGCAGAGUCCGGUGAACUGAUGCCACAGCCCGAGCAGGCCGCACGGCGGCUAAGGGCACUAGAAAAACGACUUGUUAACUCUUCUGAUGAACUGGCAUUGAGAGGUCUGAAUAGGAAACACCGUAAACGUCUUUUAGCAAAAAGCCGCGCCGGUCUCAGCAUUGUGGAAGAUGUCGUCAAGCCGACUGCAGAAGUGCCGGCGGAAACCGUUAAUGAAGAUUGGCAUAUAGAAGAAGCGACAACUGACAACAAGCAAAAGAAAAUUAAAGGGGACACUUCCAACAAGGAAAACCAAGGUACAAAUAAAAAGAAGCCAAAUAAAAAACGGAAACUUGUAGAAAAUACAAAUAGUGUCCAUAAAACGAAAAAAGCAAAAAUUGAGAAAAAUCAACAUAUUCAAGAACCUAGAACACGACAAGGAAUUAGCGCGGUAAAUGUUACUGCUAAGAAAAAGGAAAAUAGUAAAAUAAAUAAUAAAAAAGUUGCAAAAAAGAAUGUAGCAAACAAAAAAGACAAGAGCAAAGAUAGUAAUAAAACACCAACUCCACCCAAAAAGAAAGAUGCGCUGAUAAAUAAUGACAAUAAUGAAAAAGUAACAAAUACUAAAGAAAAAGAAAAUCUUGAAUCAAAAGCAAAAAAGGUGAAACCGUCGGCGAAAAAUAUAAAAACGAGUACCUUAGUUGUUAGCAAAAUAAAAAAUCAUAAAAAUAAUGCUUCAACCAAAAAACCUAAUACAAUUACUAAGCCUAAAUUGUCAUUGGAUACUCCGAAGAAGGUGAAGUUUGUACUAAAAAAUAAUGGUGCCCAAGCGCCGAUAGACUAUUACAAGAGCGUUAAACAGAGCCCUAAUAUUCCGUUUGACAGUAGCAAACAGCCCUCUAAAACAAAUCUGAAGCCAUCUAUGCCAUCUCCAAUAAAUCCUUUCUUUAAAAAGAAGCUAAGACUAAAAAAUUAUAAGUAG